Aspergillus aculeatinus CBS 121060 is the source of this 828-nucleotide messenger RNA. RefSeq names its product serine protease. Gene Ontology annotation, molecular function: serine-type endopeptidase activity. The coding region runs from base 79 to 828 and encodes 249 amino acids. Lineage: Eukaryota; Fungi; Ascomycota; Eurotiomycetes; Eurotiales; Aspergillaceae. The record is from RefSeq and is a predicted model, not a curated record. Gene Ontology annotation, biological process: proteolysis. The transcript is spliced from 2 exons.
GAAGAAACCCAUUCAGCAACCCCACAACCCUAUCAGUCUCUACCGAUCCUCACCUUUACUUACCCCAGCCCUCAGAAAAUGAAAGCCUUCCUCGCCCUCCUCCUUUUCCUCUCACAAACCACCGCCCUCGUAACCCCCUGCAUCAUCGGCGGCACCGAAGUCCCCAUCGAAGCCCACCCCUACCAGAUCGCCCUCCUCUACGGUGGCGCCCGCACCUGCGGCGGCAGCAUCCUCAGCCCCGCGCACAUCAUCACCGCCGCCCACUGCGUCGCCAGCGCGGCCCCGAGCCGCCUCCGCAUCCGCGCGGGCUCCGCCCUCUGCGACGCCGGCGGAAUCGUGGUCAGCGUCGCCGCGAUCGCCAUCCACCCGAACUACUCCGCCCCGACCGUCGACAACGACCUCGCCGUUUUGACCUUGUCCCGGAAUCUGACUUUUGGCCCGAAGAUCGCGCCCGUGGGGUUGCCCGCGGUCGGGGCGGAUACGCUUGUCCCCGGCGCCGAGGUGGUGGUCUCGGGCUGGGGCGCGACCGGCGAGGGCGCCGCAAACUCCCCGUCCCUGCGGGCUGUGACGGUGUCGGUCGUCGGGAGGGAGGAGUGCCGUGCCGAAUAUCGGGGGUUCGGGCCGGUGACUGACAGUAUGUUCUGCGCGGGGACGCCCGCGGGCGGGAGGAAUGCUUGUGGCGGGGAUAGUGGGGGGCCUGCUGCUGCCCGUGGGGUUUUGGUGGGGGUGGUCUCGUGGGGGCAUGGCUGCGGACGGAAGGGUUUUCCCGGGGUUUAUGCAAGCACGUCAUUUUUGAGGGGCUUUAUUGGUCGGGUUACGGGGUUGUAG